Messenger RNA from Penaeus vannamei (Pacific white shrimp), 4293 nucleotides. NCBI's taxonomy places the organism in Eukaryota, Metazoa, Arthropoda, Malacostraca, Decapoda, Penaeidae. The record is from RefSeq and is a predicted model, not a curated record.
UGCCAGGAGGUAACAAUCAGCGUCCAGAAUAUACGUCACAGAUGCAGGUAGCAGCAGCAACAGGACAGCCUAUUCUAGCGCCAGCACCCAUGAACACUCAGCCACAGGCGAUAACUGCUGUUCAGAUACCACAGAAUAUGUUGCCACAGACACCAGCACAUUAUCAGCAAUACCCAGGGAUGCAUAUGAUACCAGUACGGUUUCCUCCCACUGGAAUGCAAAUGGUAACGGCAGUGGUGCCAACAUCAGUGGGAAUGUAUCAUCAGAAUGCAGAGUCCCAGCAGCAAUCACAGCAACAUAGUCAUCAAACUAUGUUUAUGGCUUCCACUACCCUCCCGCCCCACCAGCCACAUCCUACUCACACUCCAGGUCCUGGCCCACAACCAGCGCAACCACCAACUCCGCAGAAUCCAGGAGGAGGUGGUGGGCCUCCAAACAUGCCAACACAGCCUCCUACACCUGGACCUACUCCACCACAGCCUCUAAUUUAUCCACCCCACAUGGCCGGACAACCAUCUCUGCCUCAACACUUGUCGCAACACUCUCCUCAUACAGCCCCAUCACCCCAUGCUCACCAGUAUCCUGGUCAGAAUGCAGCAGCUGCUGGACACCAUGGAGGGCCUGGUCAGCAGAUGACUACCCAGAUUGUGAUGCUACCCCCCAGCAUGCAAGCAGGUCCACACAUGAUACACCCUUCAGGACCACCUCCACAUUCUGCUACAGCACACAUUCCCUCCUCCAUGGCGGGCUUUACUCCCACUUCAUCUGCCGCUGUACAGCACAUGCCUUCAGCCCCUCAUAUUCAAUACAUGCAAGGUACACCCGGCAGCCAUCAUCACUUGCCCAUUGUCCAUCACAGCCAAUGAAGCCUGGGCUUAGUAGGAGUAAAUCUGCACCAUCCCCAGCCUUCAGUUGUGUCUGCCUGAGUGUUUGGCCUUUGUGCAGAGUGGGAAUUUCUCUGCAUAGUGAAAUUGGGGAUGUUAUGUUACUGUUGUCAUGUUGAGAGAUGUAUCUAGGGUAGCUUGGUUACUACACUGAUCACUAUACACUACUACUCUGAUAUGGCUAUUGUCAUACCAGUUAUGUGCAAAGCAUUAGGAGGGUGGGGAGUUGUUUCCUAAAUUUUUUGUUUAUAUUUAAUGAAACCAAUGGGAAGUUAUGCAAGGGUAAUUAAUAUACGGGUAUGCUACCUUUUUUUCUUUAAGUUUUAGUGUUUCUGGAAAGUUUCAUGAUACAUAAGUAAAAGGGACAGUUGCUAUCAUAGACACAAGCAGUCAAUAUAUAGCUAUAUGCUUUUUGACAGGGAGGUCGGUAUUUAUUGUUGCGUUAAGAAGAGGGAUAACAUUUUAAAGUGACUACUUUUGAAAGGUAGCUCUCAGAUUUGUAGGAGUAGUGUAAUAUUUUUAUUUAAAGAUAAAAGAAGUUCAUGUGGUAUGGGACAAUAUCAGAUGCAGAGUUUAGAUGCUAUUGAUGCCAAGUAUCAGGUAGGCAGACUGGAGAGCUGGGUGAUGUAGUUGUGAUGUCCAGGUGAUAUAUGUCACAUGGAUUUAUCAGUAAAAAAAGUAUUUAUUGAUUAGCAAUAUUCUAUGAGAGACAGAAUGAAUGAGGGGCCAGUCAGACAGCUAGCCCAACAAAAUUAAACAUGAAGUGUGAUUUGCCUUAUCAUGUUUUGAAGUAAGUCUCAGUAAAUUGAAUCUGUGUUGUGACGUGUAAUGGAAAGCCAUACAGAAGUGUUGAUACCAAGGGCUCUUUUGUCACACCAUAUUUUGUACUGACUUGCUAAAAGGCAUCUCAAACUCCCCUCCCCUACUUCCCUAGCCCCACAUUCUUCAAAAGAAUCAUGUGGAAUGAUUUGGAGUCUGACUGGGAUGAUUAUGUGGCCAUUACAAACAUUCAACCUUUUCCUUUUCACAUUGUUGAAUUUCUAUUCAUUUACAUCUAGAUCAGGAUACAAAGCUGUGCAGUAGUGGUGAUGACUGUGUACAGUUUGGUGUCCAGCAGCUGGCUGGUGAUACUGCGGCAGCAAUGCUUACUUUUCUCUGAAAACAAAAGUAAGCUGUUUUAUAUACACCUCUUUUUUAUAAGUUGCCUAGCUAAAAUUACUUGCCUCUAUUUCUUGACUUUCUGUCUUACCAAAUCUCUUGGGCAAAUGUGGUAAGCUCACAGAAUGAAAUUAGCAAGUAUGGGCAAAACAAGGAGUAUCAGUGGCGAUCAGAAUGCUGUCAGUUUGGAAAAUAAAUUUGUAAUAAAAAUGUCACUCCAUUUCCAUAAGUAAAUAAAAGUGGAGAAACAACAUUAAUAUGCAUACUUGUUUUUUUUUUCGUUUUUAUGUAUUACUGUUUUCUUUUUUUCAUCAGAAACGAAACCAUGUGUAAUAUUUUGCUGAUGCAUUACGUUACAUUUUUUUGUAUAAAGCUUUUCCACUUCAUCAUCUGUUACUGCUCUACGACGUUCUGUGUACAUGACAGCAAAGUCCUGUUACUCAUGGCAGAGAACUGAACAGCCUCUGCAAAAACAAGAGGUGAGAAAUUGAAAAAAAUGGAAUAAAUUCCAAAAAUCACUAUUUAAAAACAAAAUCAAACAGAGGCCAAGAUAUGGUAAAGGGAAUAAUUUGUUUGGCUAUUUGUUCCACCUCUUGUAAUGGGAAAAUGUAGAAUAUGACAGCUAAACAUGUGAUGCAUUGUUAAAAAUUCAUGCUGUUUAUUAUUUAUGUCUUGUGUAUGAUACACUUGGUUACUUAAAAACCACCUUAUGAGAACAUUCAGACCUUACAAGGUAUUUUACAUUAUUCAGUUGUUUUUGUUCCAUACGAGAGAGAAAUUGAUAUGCAACUGAAUAAAUAAAAAUAAAAACAAUUUGUAUGAAGAAAAAAAUUUGAAGAUCAUUUGCUUUGUGAGCAGAGAAUUGUACAAGAUAUUUAAGUAUGUUGGAGUGGAUGGUAUGUGUUUGAGAGUUUUGCGCUAGUGUGGAAGUAUGAAAGAGUGAAUAUUGCAUGCGUUCAGAUGCCAGUGUGAACUGUGUACAGCAUUAGUAAAACUGUUCCCCUGUUCUGUAACUCCCUUCACUACUAUCUUUUCUCUUAUUUUUCCUUAUUCGUUGAUGUGUCUGUGGGCGAGUGUCACUAUUUAUUACUACAAGAAUGAAUCACCUACCAAGGAUUCAACCAGUGAUAACUUUAUUCUUGCAGAUACACUGAGAAUAGCUAGAUAUUUUUCUUAGUUACUGGUGUUGCAGGCAGUUGAAAGUAACGAGAGAUGCAGGGCAGUCACUUUAAACUUGUACAUUUAGGGUUUUAUAGGAAGUGCUUCUUUUAUUUAGUAUUAUUUACAUCAAUAUAAUGUUUCCAAGAAGGAUAACAUUAUCAGAAUUUACUCUUAUAUUGAUUAGUUUGAUUACAUAUGAUUUUAACCUUAAAUUUUCAAUGUUUGAAACUGUGUUUGAGAGAGAAUCCACAGAUACACUUUUAACAAAGUCUGCCACUGCAUAAGCUAGAUUAUUUUUUUCUUAUUCCCUCUUCUCAACUAUAACUGCAUGCAAAUGUGCUAGUAAGCUGAAACGAUUGUUCUUUUUUAUUUUUUUAUUUACUUUUUUCAUAUAGAUUCCCUUAAUUUUGUAUUAACUGCCUGCCUCCAUUUUCCUCCCUACACCAUUUCCUGCAUCUCUCCUAUAAUUUCUCUUCUCUCUUUUGCAAGGAAAUUAAUCCUUUUCUUUACUGCCACAACAGGAGUCGUCAGGGCGCAGCAUAUGUAGAUGUUGAAGUUAAACACUGACUUCACUGCUAAAGAUGUAGGUCUCUCACUUCUCUCUUGCAGGGGAAUGUAUGAUGCUGUAUCAUUCUUGUAGCAAUCUUUCUUUGUAUUUUUUUUAUUUUUAUUUUUAUUAUUAUUUUUUUUAUUUCAUUAUGAUAUUAAAGUCGGAAGUUUUUAUAUGUGAACAUUGAAGGAUUUAUAUAUGAAGUUUAAAAAGAAACAUUGUUGAAUAGAUAUGGAAAAUUACUAAACUGAAAGUUAUAUGUAUUAAGAUAUUUAGAAUGGGAGAAAAACAAGCAGGGUUAUAAUAAAAAGAACAUGUUAUGAAUGGGAAGGAGCGUGAAGGGUUUCAUCUCUCUUAAUGUAUUGUGCCACCAAUAUUGUUAUCAAACAGGAACACGGAAAAAGUUGGCAAUAACACUAAAAGACGUGAUGCCCAGUACUCGAAACUAUUGAGAAUGUAGUCAAAAAUACAAAAGGAAACUUCCCAUUGUGUAGCAGCUGAAACUCACAGCUAAAGGCUAUAAAUAAAGAGAAAAGUUUA